UUUCGCUGGGUUACGUUUAAAUUUAAGAAAAACAAUUUUUCUACAAUACACAACGGUGGAAUAAAAUCUUUAUAGUGAUUUUCAAUUAAAAUCGUUUAACAAGCUAAAAAAGGCACUCAAUUUUAUUAAAAAGCAUCAUCACAAUUUGUUUGCAGUACAAAAAAAAAAAACAAAUUUAUUAAUAAUUAAUAAAAAUUAAAAAAAGAAAUACACUGUAUAUUUCCAUAGUAAACUUGAAAAAAAUAAAAAAAAAACAUUCAAAUUAAUUGAUCAAGUGCAACAUUUCAAUUAAUACAAGGAAAUAAGUGAAAUUAAUUAAAAAGCUUAAAAUUCUUAACAUCUGUGAUCAUGGCAGUUUCAGAAUCUAAUACAGAACCCACGACAACUGAUAAUAGUUGUGAUAAGAGCAAUAAAGAUAUCGAUGAACCCGCCAACUUUGACAAAGCCAUAGAAACAGCUGGUUUUGGUUUCUUUAAUCUACUGCUGCUGGUAGUUGCUAUAACAGCCAUAUUGGCAAAUGUUUUUUCAACCACAACAAUGGCUUACAUAUUACCCAUAGCAGAAUGUGAUCUCAAAUUGACUUUAAUUAAUAAGGGAACCCUGAAUUCGGCCACCUAUGCCGGUAUGGUAGCAUCAGCUAUAGUAUGGGGUUAUUUAGCCGAUACCCAGGGUAGAAGAAAGAUUCUUAUUAUAGGCUAUUUAGCAGAUGCAGUGUGUGUAUUCUGUAGUUCAAUGUCGCAAAAUUUUGUAAUGUUAGUGACGUUUAAAUUCUUUGGAGGAUUAAUUGUGAAUGGUCCUGGAGCGGUUUUAUUUACUUAUCUUACUGAAUUACAUGGACCCAAAUACCGUCCCAGAGUUUUAAUGGCUCUAGGUAUGGUGCAGUCAUUGGGUACAUUAAUAUUGCCCAUGUUGGCUUGGGCAAUUUUAUCUCAAGAUUGGGACUUUGUAUUAUUUGAAUCAUUUAAUGUACACACUUGGCAAAUUUUCCUAUUCGUUUGUGGUUUACCAAGUUUAAUUAGCGGAUUACUGUUAAUAUUGCUACCCGAAAGCCCGAAAUUUUUAAUGUCUCAAGGACGUAAUGCCGAGGCUUUGAGAGCUUUUCAAAAGAUUUAUGCUUUUAAUACUAGAAAACCUAAAAAUACUUAUCCGAUCCACACUUUAAUUGAAGAAGUACCCACCCGUGAUACCAAUGCCAAUGAAGUUGUCUUUACUAUUGAUGAUAAAACUGACAAAAAACUGCCCAAAAAGCAGCAUCGCACUUUGGCACAAUCCUUACACGAAGGAUGGCAACAAAUGAAACCCAUGUUUCGCAAACCACUAUUAUGCAGAUCUUUGCAUGUUUAUUUUAUGCAAUUUUGCAUGUUAUUGGGUCUUAACACUAUUCGCUUAUGGCUGCCCCAAUUGUUCGCCUCUAUUGCCGAAUAUGAAGCUUUGCAAACGGAUGAUACUAAAUCGGCUACUCUUUGUACGAUUUUAGAAUAUAGUGCUAAUAAAUCAGCUACAACAGUUGCUAAUUAUACAUUGGAUUGUAGUGAGCGCAUAAAUGUUUCAAUGGAUACCUAUCUUAAUAAUAUUAUUGUGGCCAUUGUGGGUUUAGUAGGUUAUUGCUUUGCUGGUUUUAUAAUCAAGGCCAUGGGACCUAAAAGAUUAUUAGUUUCUGGUCUUUUUAUAUCUGGUGUACUAGGCGUGUGUUUAUACUGGUCCAAUAGUGCAUUAAUGACUCUAAUUAUAUCCUCGAUAUUUAUAACUAUAUGUAGUAUCUCUACAUCAUCAUUAUUGGGUUUGGUUAUAGCUUUAUUUCCCACAACAUUGAGAUCAAUUGUUAUUGCUGUUGGCCUGAUGUUUGGUCGCUUAGGUGCCUUAUCGGGUAAUUUGCUAUUUCCGGUAUUUGUGGAACUAGGCUGUUUACCACCCUUCCUUAUGGUUGGCGUUAUUCUGAUAUUGGCCAGUGCUUUGUCAUGUAUAUUACCCAGUGAGAAAAAGACAACAUUUACCUAAAACUAAAUUAAGUUGUUAUUUAAAGUGUUUUAGCCUUUAGUUAAUAUUUUUGUUAGAAAAAAACUGUAUAUUUGUUUAGUUGUUUUAUUAAUCUUAAUCUAGUUAUUAAGUGUUUAUAAAAUUAUUUAUUUGUUUUUUUUUUUUAUUUUAUAAUUAAGAUAAACUGAGACAAUAUAUAUUGAAAUAAAAGAGUCAUCGUGAUUUUGUAGAUUAUUUAGUUAAUA
Lucilia cuprina (Australian sheep blowfly) is the source of this 2222-nucleotide messenger RNA. Its product is annotated as synaptic vesicle glycoprotein 2C. Bases 349 to 1998 code for a protein of 549 amino acids. The transcript is spliced from 10 exons. Lineage: Eukaryota; Metazoa; Arthropoda; Insecta; Diptera; Calliphoridae. The record is from RefSeq and is a predicted model, not a curated record. Gene Ontology annotation, biological process: transmembrane transport. Gene Ontology annotation, molecular function: transmembrane transporter activity.